AUGUUAUCUUUGGUGUUUUUCUCUCUGAUCCUGGAGUUUUUCUUGCUUUUAAGCAUGACACAUCCCAAGUGCUUUUGGAGAAAUGAAAAGAAGGAUGGAGUUGUGGAGGAUGAUUGUUUUUUUUACAUUUAUACAAGACAGGGUCCACUGGUGCAUGAUCAUUUCAGUGAAAAUAUAGAUGUUCAAUUGACAACCAAGAACAUCCACUUGAUUUUGUCUCUAUAUUUUGCAAUAAAACAAAUAAACAGGGACAUUCAUGUUUUACCCAAUACUUCUCUGAUAGUUACGGUCGCGUGUGCUAAAAAGAAAGAUCUGAAAAUAACUAGCAUAUUCUCAAACAGAGAUGUAAUUCUUCCUAACUACAACUGUAGACGAGAAAGAAGAUUGUUAAGUGUACUUACAGGACCAAGGUGGUUUUCAUCUGUUAUACUUGGGCCACUCAUGUACAUCUUUGCAGUACCACAGCUUCACUAUGGGCCAUUUCAUCCUCUCCUGAGUGACCAGGAACACUGUCCUUAUCUGUACCAGAUGUCUCCAAAGGACACUUUUCUGACUGUGGCCAUGACGGCCUUGGUGGUUUAUUUUAGCUGGAAUUGGGUAGGACUAGUUGUUUCAGAUGAUGACCCAGGCAUUCAAUUUCUCUCUGAAUUGAGAGGAGAGAUGCACAGACACAGAGUCUGUUUAGCCUUUGUGAAUAUGAUCACAGAAAAUAUACAGUUAUACCAGAAAAGAACUGCAAAGUAUAAUAACCAGAUCAUGAUGUCAUCAGCAAAAGUUAUUAUCAUUUAUGGGGACACAGACACUCUAACGAUACACUUUAGACUAUGGCAACAUUUAGGCAUUCAGAGACUCUGGAUCACCACCUCACAGUGGGACAUGACUACAAAUAGAGGAGACUCCCCAUUCAACUCCUUCCACGGGAUUUUCAUUUUUUCACAUCGUCAUUCUGAGAUUUCUGGUUUUAAAAAAUUCAUCCAGACAGAGCACCCUUCCAACUACAAUAAAGAUACUUCCCUUGCCAGGUUAUGGUGGAUGUAUUUUAACUGUUCAUUGUCAGCUCAUUGUAAGACACUGAAAAAUUGUUCAACCAAACUCCUACUAGAAUGGUUAUCUAGGCACCAGUUUGAAGUGUCCAUGAGAGAGACAAGUUACAACUUAUACAAUGCUGUUUAUGCUGUGGCUGGUGCACUUCAUGAAGUACUUGUUCAACAAAUAGAACAUUGGCCAAGGAAUACUGGGAAAGGACUUGAAAUUUACUCCUGGCAGAUGGCCCCUUUUCUAAAGAAUAACGAACUUACAAAUCCUUCUGGAUAUCAGUUCAACAAGAAUCAUAAAGGAAAACUGAAUACAGAAUAUGACAUUCUCUACGGUAUGAAUUUUCUACCAGGUCUUGGACUUAAGGUGAAAAUAGGAAAAUUUUCCAAACAUUUCCUGCAUGGUCAGCAAUUAUAUAUGACUGAAGACAUGAUAGAGUGGGCCCUGGACGUUAGACAGAUACCACAUUCAGUAUGCAGUAUGCCCUGCGGUGUAGGAUUCCAAAAAUCCCUUCAGAAAGGAAAGGCUGUCUGCUGUUUUGAUUGUACCCCAUGUCCAGAUAAUGAAAUUUCCAACAUGACAGGCAUGGAUCAAUGUGUGAAGUGUCCAAAUGAUCAGUAUGCCAACACAGAACAAACUGACUGUCUAAAAAAAGUCAUGGAUUUUUUGGCUUAUGAAGACCCCUUGGGAAUGACUUUGGCCUGUUUGGCCCUGUGCUUCUCUGCUCUUACUGCUGUUGUGCUCAGUGUCUUUUUGAAGCACAAAGGCACUCCCAUUGUCAAGGCCAAUAAUCAAGUCCUCAGCUAUGUUCUGCUUAUCUCCCUCAUAUUUUGUUUUCUAUGUUCCUUGUUCUUCAUUGGCCAUCCCCAGAUGGCUACCUGCAUCCUACAGCAGACCACAUUUGCAGUGGUGUUCACUGUAGCUGUUUCCACUAUUUUGGCCAAAACAGUUACUGUAAUAAUGGCCUUCAAGAUCAUUGAUCCAAGAAAAAAGAUGAGAUGGGUAUUAGUAUCAGGGGCACCUAACUAUAUCAUUCCUGUCUGCACUAUAAUCCAACUGAUUUUUUGUGGAACCUGGCUAGCAACAUCUCCUCCAUUUGUUGACACUGAUUCAUAUUUUGAGCAUGGCCACAUCAUUAUUGUCUGCAACAAGGGUUCAGUUAUUGCCUUCUACUGUGUCCUUGGUUACUUGGGUUUACUGGCCCUGGGGAGUUUCACCGUAGCCUUCCUGGCCAGGAAUCUGCCUGAUAAAUUCAAUGAAGCCAAGUUCCUGACAUUCAGCAUGCUGGUGUUCUGUAGUGUGUGGAUCACUUUUCUCCCUGUCUACCACAGCACCAAGGGAAAGGCAACAGUGGUUGUGGAGAUUUUUUCUAUCUUGGCUUCCAGUGCAGGGUUGCUUGUUUGUAUUUUUGCUCCAAAGUGCAUAAUAAUUUUGUUCAGACCAGAGAUAAGUUCUGUACGAAAGUUCAGUGACACACGUUCUAAAACUGAAAAUUCUCCUUAA
Molecule: messenger RNA, 2538 nt
Organism: Meriones unguiculatus (Mongolian gerbil)
Lineage: Eukaryota; Metazoa; Chordata; Mammalia; Rodentia; Muridae
Product: vomeronasal type-2 receptor 116
Exons: 6
Coding region: 1-2538 (845 amino acids)
Biological process (GO): G protein-coupled receptor signaling pathway
Cellular component (GO): membrane
Molecular function (GO): G protein-coupled receptor activity
Source: RefSeq, a predicted model, not a curated record